Molecule: messenger RNA, 2063 nt
Organism: Hemiscyllium ocellatum (epaulette shark)
Lineage: Eukaryota; Metazoa; Chordata; Chondrichthyes; Orectolobiformes; Hemiscylliidae
Gene: syt10
Product: synaptotagmin X
Exons: 7
Coding region: 1-1593 (530 amino acids)
Biological process (GO): calcium-ion regulated exocytosis; cellular response to calcium ion; regulation of dopamine secretion
Cellular component (GO): membrane
Molecular function (GO): clathrin binding; calcium-dependent phospholipid binding; phosphatidylserine binding
Source: RefSeq, a predicted model, not a curated record
AUGAGCGGCCAACAGGACGGCAUCAGCCUGUGCGAGAAAGCUCUCCACAUCGUGACUGAGCUCUGCUUCAGGGGGCUGGUGGAGCAGAAGAAAUGUUACGAAUUUAUCUUCAGCGGAGAGCGCAGGAAGAGCGGAAUCAGCGGAGCAGACAUUUCAGUCAGUCUCCUUGCUGUAGUUGUCUGUUUCUGUGGGCUUGCCUUGUUGGUAGUGUCUCUGUUUGUGUUUUGGAAGCUUUGCUGGCCGUACUGGAGGAAUAAAGAUCUCACCUCUAAUGCAAAUAACGUCCCUCAGCAAACAUCGAGUGAAGUUCCAGAACCUGUGGAGACUCCAGAGAAAAAGGAGAUCAAGGAGAUUAAAGAGAUUAAAGAGAAUGGGAAGAAUCCAGUCACACAACUGGCGACCGCCAUGAAGAUCAGCCAGACCUCCCCCGAUAUCCCUGCUGAAGUCCAAGCAGCUCUCAAGGAGCAUCUUCUCAAACAUACUCGUGUGCAACGCCAGACGACUGAACCGACAUCCUCCUCCAGGCAUAAUUCCUUCAAAAGGCACUUACCAAGACAAAUGCAUGUGUCGAGUGUGGACUUCAGUAUGGACAGCAUGCAAAGAGACAGCCUGCAGAGAGGGGAGACAACCACCAGUAUUGGACGAAUUAAACCGGAGCUGUAUAAACAGAAGUCUGUCGACUCUCAGGAUGGUGAGCAAGAGGAUGUGAAAACGAGUGGAAAAUUGAACCUUACCCUUAAGUAUGAUUACGAGAAUCAGCAUUUGAUCGUAACCAUUCUCAAAUCCUUGGACUUGCCAGCAAAAGACUUUUCUGGAACCUCGGACCCUUACGUUAAAAUUUACCUCCUUCCGGAUCGGAAAAAGAAAUUCCAGACUCGGGUUCACAGAAAGACACUCAAUCCCAUCUUUAAUGAAACCUUUCAGUUCCCAGUGCCCUUGGACCAGCUCAGCAACAGGAAGCUGCAUUUCAGUGUUUAUGACUUUGACCGAUUUUCGCGACAUGACAUGAUUGGGGAGGUAAUUGUGGAUAACCUGUUUGAGCUGUUGGAACCUCCGAGGGAAGAUACCAUCUGGAGGGACAUCAUUUGUGUCAAGACCGAAAGCGUGGAUUUAGGGGAGAUUAUGUUUUCUCUUUGCUACCUUCCAACAGCUGGUCGGAUGACACUGACCGUCAUCAAAUGCAGGAACCUUAAAGCCAUGGACAUCACUGGAUUCUCUGACCCAUAUGUAAAGGUUUCUCUAAUUUGUGAGGGACGAAGACUGAAAAAGCGAAAAACCACAACAAAGAAGAACACUCUGAACCCAGUUUACAAUGAGGCUAUCAUCUUUGAUAUUCCUCCAGAGAGUAUGGAGCAAGUCAGCCUCUCGAUUACAGUCAUGGACUAUGAUCGCGUCGGUCAUAAUGAAGUCAUUGGGGUUUGUCGUGUAGGACAAGAUGCCGAAGGCCUUGGACGUGAUCACUGGAAUGAAAUGCUGGCAUACCCUCGCAAACCGAUUGCCCACUGGCACCCAUUGGCAGAGGCACCAGGUCGAGCGACCAGCUUUGACAGUCAAGGAUCCUGCCCGUCUCCAAAGCUGCCACCCACACCGUAGAGCUGCUGCUUGUCCAAGGCUGAACACCUCUGAGUUGUUACUGGAGAGCAUCUGGAAAUGUCUGUCUUAUUGAUAGAACAGGAGUGAAGCAGUGCAGUAAUGUUCGUGUGGGUGAAGCCCACAACACUGUUUCAUGAGUGGACAGAGGUGAUGGGUCCAAAUACUCUGCAAAGAGCUACAAGGGAUCGCUAUCAUGUGAAAAUGUCGGUGACGGAGAUAACUCUUUAUUGAAAAUUUUAAAUCCUUUGAUUAGGAAAAUGGGAACAGAAGGAGCCCAGUCAACCCCACUUGCCCAUCCAGCUCAUUCCAUUCAAUAGUGGUUGACCCGUGUACCUUACACUAUUUCCCUACCUUGGUGAAGAAUUCUGAUCAACUGGUUAUGUCAUACGGCUACAAAUCUGAAAUGGUCUUUUCUCAAAGAUAUUGCCCUGACCUGCUGAAUAUUUGAGCACUUAUUUCAAACAUUCAGC